Molecule: messenger RNA, 2093 nt
Organism: Pseudovirgaria hyperparasitica
Lineage: Eukaryota; Fungi; Ascomycota; Dothideomycetes; Acrospermales; Acrospermaceae
Exons: 1
Coding region: 230-1765 (511 amino acids)
Molecular function (GO): protein binding
Source: RefSeq, a predicted model, not a curated record
AAAGCGAAGAACAACUGCGCCUCACCAAGCGUCAAGAGAGAAGAGACUGCAGUUCCAAUUCCCAGAAGAGAGGAUACCAAGCCGCCCUGCCGAUCAACCAAUAUCCGGUCCAUUCUUAACUCCCCCACCAUCCCAUGGAUCGAGCCCCAUUCCCAGCUCCUCCGCACUUUGGGACGAAAUUGAAACCGCCUUUGCUGGGAAUUGGCUUGGUGACCACGCUUAUUUCCUAAUGCUGUUCUGCUCGAUGGGCGGCUGCGUACCCGAGUACGUCUUCGAAAGAUCACUGUCAUCACAGUGGCGGUGGUCAGAUGAUGGCACCAAGCAACUUGUUACGCCCGCCCAGGCUACCCUCGAUCCACAAUUGGCCGCCUUUGUGUCGAACCCUGAACGAUUCAAGCAAGCUCUUGAUCGAGUAAGAAAUCUGGGCUUUGUAAGCGAGUCGUCCUUGCCUCUCUCCAGCGAACUCUACACAAAACUAUCCCAAUUCUUGACAAAGCAGGUCAAAGAGAAAUGGUCCAUCAGAGCUCUGAGAUGGCUCUGUUUCAUAUUUCCGCGGCAUGAACUGUGGGAGGAAUCUCCGAGUUUCACGUCGAUCGUGCGGUCCCUUCAGCCCCUCAUGGAACGCCUGGUACGAUCCGUUGAGGAAGCCAAUAUACCACAGUCGUUAAAAGACGAGGUUUCAGAGGCAUUACUGGCAGCAUCUAAAGUCGGUAAUAUCCGGUCGAACGCACUCUCGUUAGUCGCCGAUCUCCUUGGCGACGAAUCGCCACGUCAUCUUCAUGCCGAAUUUGCCCUACAACGAAGCAUUAUGUUUCGCCUCGAUGGAGAUUUCAAGAAUUCCGAGCGUGUUAUCCAUGAUUUCUGCUGUCGCUGUGGAACUCCUGAGCAAUCAUGCUUAUCAUCCUCCUUUCAGCAGCGACAAAAGCGGCUAAAUGCUCUAUACGGACUCAUUCAUCGUUCGCAUCUCGAGAAUUUGGUUCAGUGCGAGCAGUAUCAGCUUGCAACAGAGCACAUCAGUCAUUGGCAGCUGACAGAAACAGCUUCGCCAAUGGAAUGGGGUAUUUUACCGUCUAGAACACUCACUACUUCCAAAAUAUUUCGAUCACAAGCAGCUUUUAAAUGUGCCCAGGAAAGUCUAGAGUUAUGCGUCAAGUUUCUGCACCCCCGCGAACCAGCCCGAGCCCAGGUCUUGUGCCAACUAGCGGAUGUAUACAAUGACGUUGGGUUUUCAAGUGCGGCCAACGAACUCCUUGCUCCCGAAAUCGAGGAGGGGAGGAAGGAAGCCACCAAAACAAAAGCUUUCCGAAGGUUUUUGGUGUCUUCAGUUGAAACUUGCGUACAAACCCGACAAUAUGACGAUGCAAGCUUGGACCUUGAACAGCUCGGCGUCAUUUUCAGCAAUCUGAGUCGCCUGGACGUCAGCGAUCAGCUUCUGCAUAUCCGCACUCUUGUCGCAUCAGCGCGAAUCUGUCACAUGCGAGGAGAAUUUAGGAGUGCCAUCCAUGUAUGGGACGUGGCAUUGCGACGUGUACAAUCCUAUAAUAGUUUCGAAGGUGAAGGAUUCACGUACUCGGCUAUUCAUCUUUCACGGUCACUCGCAUAUCUGGAAUUGGGUGAGCAUGAAAGGGCGGAAUCCUCAUUUAAACACGGAAAAGCAAUAUUAGAUCGCGGACCGAGGGACUACUGGAUACCAACCUUUGCGAAAUGGGUUGAAGAAGUCUUGCAAAAACUAGAGUCGAUGGCCGGUUGGGCUAAGAGUCAAUGACGUUGCCUCCGCGUGGCAAAUCCGACGUUUCGCCGAGAGAGGUCGCCACUCUAAUUCUAUUUAUCUCUGUCUGCAUCCUUCCAUCAACCGCAAAUGAUUAGAUUUGCAUUUCUCUGGCGAGCAUCAAAACUACAUAAACAUAACGACAUCCGAAUGCACUCAGCUCUCCCAAUCAUUGACUUCAGUCCGAUUCUUUUCGGUUCUUUAGAGAGUCGUCAAUGUACUAUUUCGGAAAUCGAUAAUGCGCUGCGGACCGUUGGUGCUUUUUACCUUCGAAACUACGGUAUUGAGAGAGCGAAGAUUGACAUGUGGUUUGAAUGGGUAGGUC